UCCACUUCCUGCUUCAUUUGCAAAGGAUGAAGAGUAUGGAGUGGAAGUGUUUCUUGAGUUUUAUUUUCCUUACUGUGGGUUUAUGUACCGGAGAACCUUCCGUUCGCCGUUACCAACCGAAUUGGAAGAGUCUUGACAGCAGGCCUUUACCCAGCUGGUACGACGAGAGCAAAUUUGGGAUUUUCAUCCACUGGGGAGUAUUUUCUGUGCCUAGUUUCGGGAGCGAAUGGUUCUGGUGGAAUUGGAAAGGGAGGCACUUACGUGAGUAUGUGGAGUUUAUGACAAAGAACUACCCACCGGGAUUCGAAUACAGCGAGUUCGCUCCAGAAUUCACAGCUAGCUUCUUUAAUCCAGAUCAAUGGGCGGAACUGUUCGAGGAAUCCGGAGCCAGGUACGUGGUGCUGACGUCAAAGCACCAUGAAGGAUUCACGAACUGGGGAUCUCCUGUGUCCUGGAACUGGAACUCGAUUGAGACAGGUCCACAUCGCGAUCUUGUGGGUGAUCUGGCAGCUGCAGUCCGUAAACGGCAGUUACAUUAUGGAGUGUACCAUUCUCUCUUCGAGUGGUUUAACCCCCUCUACUUGUCUGAUCAGCGAAACAAAUUCAAGACCCAGAAAUUUGUUAUGGAGAAAACAUUACCAGAACUGUACGAUCUGGUCUUAAGGUAUAAACCAGAUAUAAUCUGGUCAGAUGGUGACUGGGAAGCACCAGAUACUUACUGGAAUUCUACUGGAUUUCUGGCCUGGCUCUACAAUGACAGCCCUGUCAAGGAUACUGUGGUCACUAAUGACCGCUGGGGAGAUGGCUGUUCUUGUAAACACGGUGGCUUCUUCAACUGUGCAGACAAAUACAGCCCCACCAAACUGCUGAAUCACAAGUGGGAGAAGUGUACCACACUCGACAGAUGGUCCUGGGGAUAUCGCAGAAAAAUGCAGUCCAGGGACGUGGAAGAUCUACCAUCCCUUAUCACUAGUUUACUGGACACGAUUGCCUACGGUGGCAACUUCCUGCUCAAUGUUGGUCCAACCAAAGACGGCACCAUCCCUCCCAUCUUCGAGGAAAGGUUGCGCGGCCUGGGACAGUGGCUGCGCGUUAAUGGUGAAGCGAUAUAUGCAUCGACACCCUGGCGAGUUCAGAAGGAGAACUCCUCCAACAUAAUAUGGUACACCAGUAAGGGAUCUUCAGUUUACGCAGUGUUCACAAAGUGGCCCACCGACAAUACCCUCAAGCUAGAUUCACCAAAGACCUCGCCGAGCACCACUGUGACGAUGCUGGGAAUCCCACAACCUCUGAAGUGGAAGACUUCUCCCACCGAAGGUCUUCUCAUUUUCCUCUCCCCUCUUUCUCCAUUGACUGUCCCCUCAAAAAAUGGUUGGACAUUAAAAAUGGAAGGAGUUUCCUAAUCAGAGAGUGACAGAGGAAACAAAUUUUACUUGAUGAUUUUGAAAGUUGAAAAGUUUUUGUAUGAAGAUUUGUACACUCUUGGUGAAAUUUUAAAAAAUCAUGGCCAAAGUUUGAGUCUUUGACCAUAAAUUACAGAUGUCGAGGUUAGAACAGCAGUGCUGAUUUUUGCAAAUUGAUCACUUCGCUGUUCAGCUUUACUUUGAUUAUGCUACCUGAGGAAUGUUACUGAUCAAAUUUUAGUUUUAAAAGGUUGCUUCAGAGCAAAGAUACUGUUGAGCAAGACUCCAUGUAACACCAGUCCUCAUAUAACUGGUUAUUUGCAAUUUUUAUUGAAGGUAAACUUGAUCUACAAAUAUUUACAAUGGUUGGAUCAAACACAUUAAUAAUGGGAGACUACACUAAUAGAUUUGUUGAACAAAGUUAAUAAUUUUAAAAUCUUAAACAAAAAUUAGCAUUUUAGUUACGAUUUACCAAAUUGAGAAUCAGUCCACACCUAGAACUAGAUUGUAUAAGUUCCUGUUGCUUCAUGGUGUGGAGGAUAUGAGAACACUGGUGCCAAUCAUAGAGGUAACCUCUCUACCAAUUUCACUUCAAUGUUACUGACAUGCUUAGUAAAUAAGGAAGAUUUACAACUGUUUUGAUGCCUUUCCUCUUUUAAUUGAGCUGUGGAAUAUGAAGCUACCUGAUUCAGCAAAGUGGUGUGCUUUGAUUUCUUGUUUCCAGCACAACUGUAAUCUAUUCACUUUAUAACUACAUCAGUAACG
This is a messenger RNA of Mobula hypostoma (lesser devil ray), 2168 nucleotides long. RefSeq names its product tissue alpha-L-fucosidase-like. The record is from RefSeq and is a predicted model, not a curated record. The coding region runs from base 27 to 1403 and encodes 458 amino acids. NCBI's taxonomy places the organism in Eukaryota, Metazoa, Chordata, Chondrichthyes, Myliobatiformes, Myliobatidae. The transcript has 8 exons. Gene Ontology annotation, molecular function: alpha-L-fucosidase activity. Gene Ontology annotation, biological process: glycoside catabolic process; fucose metabolic process. Gene Ontology annotation, cellular component: lysosome.